Molecule: messenger RNA, 1323 nt
Organism: Capronia coronata CBS 617.96
Lineage: Eukaryota; Fungi; Ascomycota; Eurotiomycetes; Chaetothyriales; Herpotrichiellaceae
Product: pre-mRNA-splicing factor prp46
Exons: 1
Coding region: 1-1323 (440 amino acids)
Biological process (GO): mRNA splicing, via spliceosome
Cellular component (GO): Prp19 complex; catalytic step 2 spliceosome; precatalytic spliceosome
Molecular function (GO): protein binding
Source: RefSeq, a predicted model, not a curated record
AUGGCGGCAGCGGCGCAGUCACUGUCCGAGCGGACGAGAGCCAUAUUCGGCGACGACUUUGACGGACCGAGCGAUGUCCAGGGUUUCGAAAUUGCUGCUUCGUAUAAGCGAAAAGUCGAGUAUGAAAGCGUCCGCGAGCUACCCAAAGCCCUAGCCGAAGCGCAGGCGAAGGCCACUGCUGCAAGAGGACCCAAGAGACCUAAGGUGCAGUCUGGAGGGAACCAGAUGGCACUGGUGAAGAGUGACGGAAAACCCGACUCUCAAUCACAGUCGGCACAAGCCAACAACGGCACGGCCAUAGGCAACAGUUUGAUCCGGAGACCGAACAUGCAACAGCCUCGACCCGACUGGCACGCGCCGUGGAAGCUGAUGAGGGUCAUUUCUGGGCAUCUAGGAUGGGUGCGCGCUUUGGCCGUGGAGCCUGGAAAUCAGUGGUUUGCAUCAGGUGCAGGAGACAGGACAAUCAAGAUCUGGGAUCUGGCGUCAGGACAGCUCCGUCUCACACUUACAGGCCAUAUCUCUACUGUUCGUGGGUUGGCGGUGUCCCCUCGACAUCCAUACUUGUUUUCCUGUGGAGAAGACAAGAUGGUCAAAUGUUGGGAUCUGGAGACAAACAAAGUCAUCCGUCACUACCACGGACAUUUGUCCGGAGUGUACACGCUCGCCCUGCACCCGACGCUCGACGUGCUUGUCACCGGUGGUCGAGAUGGCGUCGCUCGUGUCUGGGACAUGCGGACCCGGUCCAAUAUCCACGUCCUCAGUGGACACAAAGGCACCGUCACCGAUGUCAAGUGUCAGGAAGCUGAUCCGCAAGUCAUCUCUUCGAGUCUCGACAGUACUGUGCGAUUGUGGGACUUGGCCGCCGGCAAGACAAUGGGCGUGCUUACACACCACAAAAAGGGCGUCAGAGCCCUCACCACCCACCCCAAGGAAUUCACGUUCGCUUCUGCCUCCGCCGGCUCCAUCAAGCAGUGGAAAUGCCCUGAAGGAGCGUUUAUGCAGAAUUUUGACGGCCACAACGCCAUCAUCAACACUCUCGCCGUAAAUGAGGACAACGUCCUCGUCAGUGGGGGUGAUAAUGGCAGUGUCUGCUUCUGGGACUGGAAGUCAGGUCACCGAUUUCAGUCCACGGAAUCGCUUGCCCAGCCUGGGUCGCUUGACGCUGAGGCCGGCAUCAUGAGCAGCACCUUUGACCAGACCGGGCUGCGAUUGAUCAUGGGUGAAGCAGACAAGACCAUCAAGAUCUGGAGACCUGAUCCGGAUGCGACGCCCGAAACGCACCCGUUGGACUGGAAGCCCUCGUUGGGAAGAGUCAAGUUUUAG